CCGACUCUGACAUUCUCCGUGCCUCGUGUGAUGACGUUGUAGCUGCCUCACGACCAGUCCGCACUACUGCCUUUGUCUACGCCUCUGAACGCCUCCGAGCAACUAAUCCUAGUAUCUAAGCUGCAUUCUGAGAAGAUUAAAUCGCAAUUUGCGUCAAUCCGGCAAGAUGAUUGGCAGCUUUUUCUUCAUUUGCAACCGCGUUCUGGAGCUUAUCUUCCUGAUUCCGAUCAUUGGAAUGAUGGCAUACUUUGUCAAUGGCUACCUCAAUGCGAACCAGAUCACCCCGGCCUAUAUCCUUGUUCUCUUCAUCGUCAGCGUCAUUGCGGCCUUCUGGUGCAUCGAUACCCUCAUCCGCUUCUCGACCACCAAGCGCUCUGCCAUGUUCGUCGCUUUCGUUGACCUCCUCUUCUUCGGUGCAUUUAUUGCGGGUGUCUACGAGCUGCGCUUUAUUGCGGGAGCCACUUGCUCUCACUGGGAUGGAGGUUCGGUGUACAUCUCCCUUGGACCCUUCGGAUACUAUGGCUACCGGUCCGGCAACCCCCUGUCCUUCCAUAUCAACAAGACAUGCGCGAUGCUGAAGGCUUGCUUUGCUUUGGGGAUCAUCGAAGUUGUCUUCUUUUUCUGGACUGCCAUUCUAGCACUUGCCAUCUAUCGGCGACCGGAGGUUGUUGUCAAGGAGACCACUGUCCGGAGGAGGAGUCACAGCAGUCGACGGGGCCACCGGCGCCACAGCAGCUCGGGUCGGCGGCAGCAGUAUGUGGUAUAGGAGGGUUUCUUACGACUCGAUG
Molecule: messenger RNA, 788 nt
Organism: Aspergillus sclerotioniger CBS 115572
Lineage: Eukaryota; Fungi; Ascomycota; Eurotiomycetes; Eurotiales; Aspergillaceae
Exons: 2
Coding region: 167-766 (199 amino acids)
Source: RefSeq, a predicted model, not a curated record